Molecule: messenger RNA, 246 nt
Organism: Colius striatus (speckled mousebird)
Lineage: Eukaryota; Metazoa; Chordata; Aves; Coliiformes; Coliidae
Gene: SMLR1
Product: small leucine rich protein 1
Exons: 2
Coding region: 1-246 (81 amino acids)
Source: RefSeq, a predicted model, not a curated record
AUGAGCAUGAGUUACCUGUUUUCGGUGUUUAUGCGGGAGCUGCCUGGAUAUGUUCUCUUUGCUGGGAUCUUUAUGCCUGUGACUUUACUCCUGCUGAUGUUAAUUGCCUACUUCAGGAUCAAAUUAUUAGAAGUUGAUGAGACACUAGCCACGGCACAAGCCCCCACAAAGUUCCUCCUGAAUUACCAUCACCAGUGGCAGAAACCAAGGAGAUUUAGACAAAAAGAGAAAAAACAGAAGAACUGA